Balaenoptera musculus (blue whale) is the source of this 1281-nucleotide messenger RNA. RefSeq names its product spindlin-1-like. The record is from RefSeq and is a predicted model, not a curated record. Gene Ontology annotation, biological process: regulation of DNA-templated transcription; gamete generation. NCBI's taxonomy places the organism in Eukaryota, Metazoa, Chordata, Mammalia, Artiodactyla, Balaenopteridae. Gene Ontology annotation, cellular component: nucleoplasm; cytosol.
CUGGCUCUGUCGGGCAGGGGCGGGCGGGAGCUCGGCGCGGGACCGCAGGGCCAGCGGGCUGCCGACGGUGGCCUAGGUGGCCGGCAGAGUACUUAGGAUUUCACGUAUUUCUGCUGAACUUAUUAAAAAAAAAAAAAAAGGGCGCUGGGAUGAUGGAUUAACAAGAACAUUGAAAUCCUGUGAAAAGUUUCAAAUUGGAGCACACUGAAUUUUCAUCCUAGUCCAGCAGCUCUGCUGCUCACUUAAAUACAGAUGAAUGAAGACCCCAUUCGGGAAGACACGUGGCCAGCGGUCCAGAGCUGAUGCAGGCCAUGCUGGUGUAUCUGCAAGCAUGAUGAAGAAACGAACAUCCCACAAAAAACACCGGACCAGUGUGUGGCCGAGCAAACCUGUUUCCCAGCCCCGGAGGAACAUCGUAGGCUGCAGGAUUCAGCAUGGGUGGAAAGAGGGGAAUGGCCCCAUCACCCAGUGGAAAGGAAGCGUUCUGGACCAGGUGCCUGUAAAUCCUUUGUAUCUUAUAAAAUACGAUGGAUUUGACUGCAUUUAUGGACUAGAACUUAAUAAAGGUGAAAGAGUUUCUGCGCUUGAAGUCCUCCCUAAUAGAGUUGCAACAUCUCGAAUCAGUGAUGCACACCUAGCCGACACGAUGAUUGGCAAAGCAGUGGAGCACAUGUUUGAGACGGAGGAUGGCUCUAAAGACGAGUGGAGGGGAAUGGUCUUAGCACGCGCCCCUAUAAUGAACACAUGGUUUUACAUCACCUAUGAAAAAGAUCCUGUCUUGUACACGUACCAGCUCUUAGAUGAUUAUAAAGAAGGUGACCUUCGCAUUAUGCCCGAUUCUAAUGAUUCACCUCCAGCAGAAAGGGAAUCGGGAGAAGUUGUGGACAGCCUGGUAGGCAAACAAGUGGAAUAUGCCAAAGAUGAUGAUGCUAAAAGGACUGGCAUGUUCAUUCAUCAAGUAGAAACCAAACUCUAUUUCAGCAAGUUUGAUGAUGAUUUCCAUAUUUAUGUCUACAAUUUGGUGAAAACAUCCUAGAUGUCAUCACGAACUUUGCCAAAUUUGUGGAACUAUUAAAUGUAUAAUUUGUAGACAUAAAGACUUGAUUGCUUUCCAGUUUAAUGAAAGCUUAAAUGUCCCCGUGAACCCACAAUCUCUGCCAGCAGAACUGUUUUUGUUCUGAUUAGUACAGAUUUAUGUGAACACAAAGCAUUUUGCGUAAGGAACUCCUUCCUCUUAAAAGAAGUCUGUCUGUUUGGAAGGGAGUUACAGGCAAGUCUGGU